Molecule: messenger RNA, 849 nt
Organism: Penaeus indicus
Lineage: Eukaryota; Metazoa; Arthropoda; Malacostraca; Decapoda; Penaeidae
Product: monocarboxylate transporter 6-like
Exons: 3
Coding region: 1-849 (282 amino acids)
Biological process (GO): transmembrane transport
Cellular component (GO): membrane
Molecular function (GO): monocarboxylic acid transmembrane transporter activity
Source: RefSeq, a predicted model, not a curated record
AUGAUGGCAGGCGUCUCCACAGGGCCCAUCUUAGCCCCCCUCCUGGUCCGGUUCCUGCAAGAAGAGUACGACUACACGGGCGCCACACUCAUCACGAGCGCUGUAGUGCUUCACUGCUGCGUCGGCGCCGCCCUCUUCCGCCCGAUCAGGACCGACUCGCGGGAACCUUCGGCCGAGCAGUCCAAGACCCACGUCUGGAGGCUGUUGCUGCGAGUGAUCCGCGGAACCUUCACCAAUCUCUACAUCCUAAAGUCGCCGAGAGCUGUCAUCAUCGCUGUGAGCGGGGCCUUCACUCUCAACAGCUGGCUAAACUUUAUUGCAUUAAUGCCCUUUGCUGUGCAAGCAGCAGGUUACUCUCUCCAGGAUGCAGCUUUGUGUGUUACCACGUCUGCUGUGUGCAAUUUAGUCGCCCGUUUAAUCGUCUCGGCGUUAUCCGACUGGCCAAGGUUCAGCAUGAGAGCCUGUUACAUGGCUAGUACGGCCACCAUUGCUGCGACGACUGCAGCAUUUAGUAUGACUCAUGACAUCACAUGGCUGACUGUAAUCAUGGGUGUGUGGGGCUUCGGAGUGGGCAGCUACAUGGGCAUCUACAACCUCAUCAUGGUGCACUACAUGGGCCUGGAAAAACUGACCUCGACAAUCGGUGCCACAUUUAUGCUGGUUGGCAUUGGCUUCGUUACUGUUGGCCCGGCGAUAGGCCUGAUCCGAGACCUGAGCGAGAGCUAUUCGGCGAGCAUGCUAGUCUUGGCCGGCAUGGCCGCCGCGGCCUUUGUGCUCUGGGUCCUCAUGCCGACGGCCGCUCGCUGCGACCGGCGGAAGGAGCAGAGACAACGAAAUAAAUCUCAAUGA